Molecule: messenger RNA, 4092 nt
Organism: Doryrhamphus excisus (bluestripe pipefish)
Lineage: Eukaryota; Metazoa; Chordata; Actinopteri; Syngnathiformes; Syngnathidae
Gene: cdk6
Product: cyclin dependent kinase 6
Biological process (GO): signal transduction; cell dedifferentiation; regulation of cell population proliferation
Cellular component (GO): cytoplasm; cyclin-dependent protein kinase holoenzyme complex; nucleus
Molecular function (GO): cyclin binding; ATP binding; cyclin-dependent protein serine/threonine kinase activity
Source: RefSeq, a predicted model, not a curated record
GAUAGUGUGGCCGUCCAUCCAAUAAACCUCUACUCUCCCCUCCCCGACCCCUGCGGCGCUCCCGAAGUUGGACACGGGAGACAAAACCCGGCGGCGUGGAGGACUAUGAAUGGUAAAGCACCGAGGAGGCCGAGGGAGAGCAAAGAGGAGGCGGUGUGCCUUUGUAGUCGGGGAGGAAUGCGGAAAUGUCCCCGCUCCGUGUCAAACCUCUCUGAAGGGGGUCAGGCCACAUUCAGCCGGCGUGGGAAAGCCAGGCGGAGACGGAGCUCACACGGCGGAGCGGGGCUGCUGCUGCAUGGGCCUGUUUGGGGAUAUACGGAAGAAAAGACGGGGGAAAUCUAAAGAGGAGCGUGGCUUUGGAGGGCUUGUAUCACGCGUUUGCCUUUGUCCUGCGUACCCCACACCCCCCCACCAGCCCCUCCAGUUGUAGCAGUGUGUGCGUGUUUCGUACAACCCUCCUCCUCCGCCUCCUCCAGUUUGAGUGUCCCUGCCUGGGCUGGUGCAGUUUGAGGGAUGGGGGGUUAGAGCAUGCACCGUCCAACUACCUGUGUGGCCCCCGCAUGGAGGACAGUGGACAGGGAUGCGUUUGAGCGACCACAUUUUUGUCGGAGACACGAGUGCCUCCUCACGUUUAUCGGACAUGCCGACGUUGCGACACAUUAUUGACAACACAAAACGAGGCAUGGCAUGUGCCAACUUUUUGCUCUGACUAUGGCUUGGUGAGAAAAGGCUGGCUCCGUCACCCUCGCUGGGAAUCCCCGUAAUAUUUUCGACAAGACGAGGAAAAAAAUAAGCAAAAAUGGACAAAGAAGCUGGUGGUACGCAGUAUGAACCCGUGGCCGAGAUUGGAGAAGGAGCUUAUGGAAAAGUGUACAAGGCGAGAGAUUUGAAGAACGGGGGACGCUUUGUAGCCCUCAAAAGAGUUCGUGUUCAGACUGAGGAAGAGGGGAUGCCACUGUCGACCAUCCGGGAGGUGGCGGUACUGAGGCAGCUUGAGGCAUUUGAGCAUCCUAAUGUUGUCAGGCUUUUUGAUGUGUGUACAGUGUCUCGGACUAACCGUGAAACCAAACUCACACUGGUCUUUGAGCACGUGGAUCAAGACCUGACCACCUACUUAGAGAAGGCCCCUGACCCCGGCGUACCGCCAGAAACCAUUAAGGAUAUGAUGUAUCAGCUGCUCCAGGGGCUGGACUUCCUGCACUCGCACCGCGUGGUUCACCGUGACUUAAAACCGCAAAAUAUCCUGGUCACCAGCGGAGGACAGAUCAAACUCGCCGACUUUGGUCUCGCCCGCAUCUACAGCUUCCAAAUGGCGCUCACCUCUGUGGUGGUGACACUGUGGUAUCGAGCUCCAGAAGUGCUGCUGCAAUCCAGUUACGCCACCCCGGUGGACCUGUGGAGCGUAGGAUGCAUCUUUGCUGAGAUGUUCAGGAGAAGACCUCUGUUUCGUGGUAACUCAGAUGUUGAUCAGCUGGGAAAAAUCUUCGAUGUUGUCGGGGUCCCUUCGGCAGAGGACUGGCCUCAGGAGGUGGCCCUACCACAGAGUGCCUUCACCCCACGGCCUGCUAAACCAAUAGAAGACUUGGUUCCUGACAUCGACGAGCAAGGGCGGGCCCUCUUAUUGCAAUUCCUCGCCUUCAACCCCUCCAGGAGGAUAUCUGCAUUCGCCGCACUUACCCAUCCUUACUUUCAAAGUGUGGACAGCCUCAGUAGAAGUGUGUAUGCCGCUCAGCCUAUCCCCACCAACAAACCCACUAUUGAGGAGAGGACUGCCUGAGAGUCCUUGCUGUCUCCGGGGAGGAGAGGAGGGUGGGGGGGGGCAUUCACCCAGCCACUCUUUGAUCUUAAUCAUGCUUGACUGUAGAAUGAAAAGUGCUUCAGCUAUACAUUUCCUGUAAAGAGCGCUAAAUUGAAAUAUAUAAAACACAAAAUGAUGCAAGCUACCUUUUUAAAAAUGAGUCUAAAUCUAAAUUCUCUUGUACCCUUGACUUUUCAUCCUGCAGGUGCAUCGUUGUGUGUUUUAUAUUGUCAACUUUUUCACUGUGAUUCCUUGCGGUAUAUAUGUGAACUAAACAUGAAAGAUCAGGUGGUGGGUGUACUUCAACCAACCAUUCUCGGGAGUGUACUCGGAAAGAGGUAGUUGCUAGGAACGAGUACCCCCCCCCCCCCCCCGCCCUGGAAAUGCACAAAAAGCUAUCCCCCCCAUCCAUGAACUGAUGGAUUUUGAAAUUGCUGCUUUUUUCGGUUCUGAAAAUGUUGAUGAUCGACUACAUUAUCAAUGCAAAGACGCUUAUAUCUCUGAUUUGACUUGGAACGAAUCAUGAAGCGGCGGCCAUUACGGGAGCAGCCCGGACGCUGGACUUGUGAUUCGCUAUGAAACCCAAGCAACGGUCACAGAUAUGAACACAACCAGUGUGUCUCCACUGAUGCUCCUGAAGAGUCAUGACUAACUGCCACUUAACUGCCGACGUCAUUGCAGCUCUUACAAUUCUUUUACUGCCACCCAGAGGAUGCGCUGAGCAACUGCAGACCAGUAGCAGGAUUCUAAUGGUUUUUUUUUUUUGCAUCUCUGAAUGACUUUGGGGUCAAGCACACUUAUCAUCAUGGUGCUGAGGCAAUGAUGACACGCAGGAAAAGUUCUUGCCACUCCCUUGAUGUUUCUGACAUGCUGUUAGUCAGCCAUUAAGGUCUGUUAUAAUCAUUAAUACUCAACAGUAAUAAUACAUAUGCUUGCAAUAAGGUGGCUUGAGUCCCACCAGCACCAUUCAUCAAUACAUUUGGCUUAGAAGUAUGCUACCAAUAGUCUGUAUUUAAGUUUAAUGUUAUUGAUAAGUCUUAUAUGCAUUUUUUUUUUAAAAUAAGUGGCGUACUUGAUUUUUAAGAUGCUGGGGCAUGAAAUAUCCUUACAACUCGAGAAGAUGGCAGAACCUGUGUAAGGAUGGUUUGACAAUGUAAGGAAUGUAUAAAAGGGUAGAUGACUGUUUUGUACUGUUUUGUAGUGCAGCAGUAAUUCUAGAAAAGCCCAUAGAAUUGUCAAAAAAAAAUGGAUAGAUGUAGCGUAGUGAUGGUCAGUGGAAUGUUGUAUGGCAAGAGUAUUUUGUGUGUUGAAAAUUUUUCGGCGGGUUUUGCGGGUGCUUGUUGAAUUUCCUUCAUCAAAUUUGUGUUUUUUUUUUUUUUUUAAAUGAUGCACAAAUAUCUUUAAAAAAUGUAUUUUCCUCCAUUAUUUUACAGGCACGUCCCGCCGUUGUUCAAUUUUAUUUUUUUACACCAGCAUAAAAGAAAAGAAAAGCGCAGAGAUGUAUUUUUCUAUGUAGUGGUUCUUGCAGAACAGUAACAUAUAACACUGGUUUACUUUCUCUUAACUGGUCGUGCUGCUAGCACACAUACAUACACACACACACACACACACACACUUUCUCAGGUUUUUUUUUGGUAUGGAUGUCCAAACCUUUCGCACAUGUUUGCACAUCCUCUGGCGACUAACUCACCACAUCCCAACUCCUUCAGGUUCUUUCUUAAAACUGUUCAAUGAUCAUGCCAUUGAUCAUAUUCUACUGCCAUUCCUAUUUAUCAGAUAUGUUACUGUAGUCAUGACUGUCUGAAGAUAACUGCCUGUAUGAACUGUUUUGUCACAUUUAAUUGCUAUGUGGCAAACUGUCAUGUACAUCCACAAAUCAUUAUCAGCUUGACUAAGCACUGUGUGAACUUCCUCUCAUAUCUGGUGUCGGUGACAAUGCAAUGAAAGCUCGAAAAUAUUUUAGGCAUAGACUUUUACAGUUUUUUUGGUAAUGACUGCUUUAGUCUUUUAAACUUGAUACAAUCACUGUGUAUAUAUAUAUAUUUUUUUUUAGCCAGUAACAGUAUCACAUUUCAAAUGUAAGUCCAACUGAAGUCCACGGUUGAGCUUUUUAGAGGUUUCGCUCCUUUGAAACUAACAAGCUUGGUCCAUCAUGUAACUCCAAUCACACACAUGUUCCUUUGUCACUUUUUCUAGCACAUCAAAUUGGGACUAGGAACAAAACAAUCAUGGUAUUAUAAUUGUAUGAAUGCAGGAAUUGGUGUCUUAUUAUUGUGUUACACCAGUUGAAUAAA